AUGUAUGUUCUACUACUCUCCCUACUCCUCGCCCUCGCAACCAUCUCAACUUGCCAAACCCUCCCCUUCAUAAUCACCGGUGCACUCACAAGUGCCGUAGCCAAACCUGGGACAGCCAUCAACCGGGGCGGCACCAUCACAAUCGACGGCUUCACCAUAACCAUCCCGGACAACCUCCUCGUUGAACUCCCCGCCCUCUUCGUCCCCUUCGCCGAAUUCACCACCGGCGUCAAGCCCGGGCAAAACGAAGUCUCCAUCAACGGCAACAUCGUCAACAACCAGAUCAUCGCGGGCCAGAUGUUCUACUCGCAGAUCGACCUCGCGGGCUCGACGGGCGUGAUUGAGAGUUUGGAGUUUGAUGGUAGGAUUAAGAUACUGAAUGGAGGCACGUUGAGGAUUAAUGAUCCAAAUGCGGUGUAUAGUGCUGGGUUUAAUGAAGUGCCGUUUUUCACGGCGGAUGAUGAGAAUCCUAGUAUUACUAGUUUUAGUGGGUUUCCGGUUUGUGUGCCUAGGAGUGCGAGUGAUGAGAAGUGUCCGUUGUCGAAUCGACCUGCUGCUGGGACGAAUAUUGUGCCGGAUGCUUCGCAUAUGGUGCCUCUCAAGGUUGGAGAUUACAUAGAGUUUUCGGGCAUCCAGUAUCAGGGACAAACACUUCUGUAUUCUCUGGUUGCGAACCUUGAUUUGCUUACCACAGGCAAUCAACCUGGCUUUGUUCGAGUAGAAGAUGCACUUAUCGGCGUUGCGGAUCUCGAUGCCAACUUUGAAGCAGCACGACACCGAUUCAUCGGUCUAGCCAGUCGAUCAGACAUGUUGGUCCGAAUCUUUGCAGUAGAUGAGGAUCCGUGUACAGGAGAGGAAUCAGAACGUCUCGUAGCUUCCGCCACUCCAGAUGGCCUCUACACUCGUAACUACCGCAUCAGAAUCGGCGACAUAACCCUCACAACCUCAGACGGCAUCAUAGCAGGCCAAUACGUCCAGCCCGUCAGCGAAUGGAUCUUCCCCGAACUCAUCUCCCCCGGUGCCGCACCACCCACUAACGACUUCUCCAACAUCGGCCCUCUUCGAAACGGCUUCGGACCCAUCAACGGCACGAUCUUCGGCCAGCUAUCUCCCUGGCCAGGAGCUGUCACUCCAACACCAGCUGUAGCCGUUUGCGCCCCUCCAGCAACUUCCACAACCGCAACAACCACCCCAACAGGCACACCAGAACCCGUCGCCCUGACCAUCUCAGCAGGAACCGACCAAACAGUCCUCGGCGGCGUAUCCGUCCUGCUCUCCGCGUCCUUAAUAGCCGGCAACGUUCCCCCAGCGUCCCUCUCCUACAACUGGACGCAAAUCGCAGGUCCCAUCGUCGCCCUCUCCGCCUCAAACACAGCCAGCAUCCGCUUCUCCGCGCCCGUCGCCGCCGCAUCGCGCGAGUUCAAAGUGGAAAUCACACACACGCCCUCCGGCUCCAAAGCGAACGACACCAUCGCCGUGACAUCCGUAGCGAUCGGACAAGGCGCGUUCGACCACCCCGUGAUCGAUGCCUUGAGCUGGGCGAGCAGACAAAGUGGUACGGCGACUGCGAAUGCGCAUACCGAUUUGGUGGAUAGCACGGCGAGUAUGCGGGUGGUGUUUAACGGAGAUAACGUUGAGCGGCCGAUGGUGAGAGGUCAGGUUGCGAAUGGGCAGGUAACGUAUGCGUUUUCUUCGAGGGGUAUCCCGCGGUUUACGAGCGCGACGGUGAGAAGUUAUAUUAAUAAUGUCUUGGUGGGUGGGCCGGUGGUGAGUUCGUCGAAUGUGGCUGCUGGGUAA
Molecule: messenger RNA, 1797 nt
Organism: Glarea lozoyensis ATCC 20868
Lineage: Eukaryota; Fungi; Ascomycota; Leotiomycetes; Helotiales; Helotiaceae
Exons: 5
Coding region: 1-1797 (598 amino acids)
Source: RefSeq, a predicted model, not a curated record